Molecule: messenger RNA, 2355 nt
Organism: Plasmodium coatneyi
Lineage: Eukaryota; Apicomplexa; Aconoidasida; Haemosporida; Plasmodiidae
Exons: 1
Coding region: 1-2355 (784 amino acids)
Source: RefSeq, a predicted model, not a curated record
AUGAAAAAUACUUCUCGCAAUAACAGCAAUUUUUCACCAAACAGUAAGUACAAUAUAUAUAGUUACGGGAAAGGCAAAAACGUAUUUUACUCCUUGGAGAGAAUUAACUACAGUAGUGGAGAUAAACCCGAUGGAGAAGAAAAUAAAAGAAAGCUGAAUAAAAUACCAGAAAUUAUAAAUAUAAAAAAGCAAAAAUUUGUUAUCGGUUCAUCCAAUAGGAAGUGCGACUUAGUUUUAAGGGGAAACAUCGAAGGAGAACAAUGCGAAUUGGUGUGCAAAUGUGUGGAGAAAAAUAUCAACCAUUGUAGUGAUAUAAAUAGACAAAUUAAUAAAUACAAUUUAUUUAUUAUUAACAAGUCGAAAAGCAAUUCCACCUUACUGAACAAUUCAGUGGUGGAUAUUGAUCAAGUCAAAGAUGAAGAUAGCCUUUUCCUGGGCAUCGAAAAUAUGGAAAAAAAGACAAAUGCAAAAUAUAUAUACAAAAUUAAGUACAAUAAAAUGGCCAACAUUUUUAACAUAAAUAAUUUGUGUACGUACAGUAAAGACAACUGCAUACAAAAGACGUUAAUUACCAACACGGAAAAUGGAAAAGCUAGCAAAAUCGUAUCCACUAAUUUUUCACUAACCAAUCAAAAUGAGGAACAGGAAUCGAAUAUAUCAAUUUUGAUAUUUUUAAUUAUUGAAAUAGCGUCCUUACCAAAUGAACCGGUGCAUUACAUCGACAAUUUGAACUCCUUCGCUAAUCUUAAUAGCACACCAAGGAAGAUCAGUGUGGAGGAUAAUACCGUGGGAAGUAAGGCAUCCACGUCAGUUAAUAAAAUGAUUAAGGAGGAUUCGCCAAAUACCCAAUUUAAUGAAAGCAUUAAAAAGAUUAACAAAAUUUGCCAAAGCAGGAUUUCCCCUUUGUGCGUAAAGGAAUCCAUUAAGAAAGAAGAAAAAGUAAAGGGCACGUUAAAAGGUGUCAACCACACAAAGAAGGAACUUCCAGUGACACUGCUUAAUGCGUGUGUUGAGUUGUGCAAGGAGAUAAGCAAAAGUGUCACGAAAGAACAGGACGAGGGAAGUAACCACACCGUUCCGGCGGGCACUCCAGUUGCAAAAUAUCCAUCGUUAACACCCCCCAAAACGAUGACACCGCCCAAGGAGCUGAUAACACCAAGGAGGAUGACACCUCCGAAGGGGAUUUUCUCCCAUCCUUUUCAAAGUGAGCAAAAGAAAGGACCACACAUGAACAACUUGUGCAACAUUUUUCACGCCAGUUUUGGCACUCCUCGGCACGGGACAAGCUCCACUGGUGAAGCCACCAACCGAAUUGCCCACUCGAACAGCGUAUCACCAAUGGUGCGGGAAAAGGUUAGCACCUCUGGAGAUGGCCUCAACGGAAUGCAGUGUCAGGGACCCCCAAUUAGCACGGCUCCCGAAAGUUUAAAUCAGCCCAACAUAUACGAAGAGGCCCAUUCGCGCAACAACGCACAACAUCACACUUCGGAUAAGAGUAAACAUAAUUUGGACAAAUCGGAAGGGGAUAAUUUUCUGCAAGGUAACACAAACAGAGAAGAGCCUUCUAAGGAGGACAAAAAUGGCCAAACGGAUUAUGCUAACAAGAACUGCCACUCGGAUGGCAGUGUCUUUUGCCCACCACCCAUCGACCAACACGCGCGGGUCUACUGCGAGGACGUAGACGCGAGACAGGAUGAACAAAUUGGGGAGAUAAUCCACGAUGAAGAAUUGAAUAUCUCACUGAAUGACAACUUAUUGGUAACCCCGGGAAAAGGAGCCCAAUUGAUGGACAGCAACCAGAUGACCUUCUAUGACUGUGAAGAUGAAAAGGCAGGGAAGGAAGCAGCCCCUUUAUCUGUGAAGCCGAAUGAGGAUACCAACAUGGUGAUAAAAACAUCCGAAUCGAGUGAAUUCAUAAAAAAAACGGAAAAGGAAUUAUACUCUGUUUUAUAUUCCAAAAGUAGUGAAAGCACAGCAAGUAGUGUAAAUACAGAUUUUGUUCUAUGUCUGAAAAAUGAACAGGGAGAACAGAGGUAUCUCAAAGUGAUUGGAGAAAUUAAGGUGAAGAGAAAUGCCAUUUUGUCAGACAUAAAACAUAACAUAGAUUUAAAACUGCUUGAUAAAUCCAUUGAGCUUACAACUCUUAAUAAAGUAAACUAUUUAAAAUGUGAGUCUCUUUCUAAAGGAAAAUAUUCUAUUCGUUUAAAUGCCUUUUCCGAUAAACUGGAUGAAACAAAGUUUGGUGAAUUUUCAGCCCUGCACCUGGACUAUAUUGAUAACACAAAUUUUUCCCAUUUGGACACAUUGGAGCCGCUUGAGUUGAAGAAAAUGCUAUUUAUAAAGUACGACGAGUGA